Messenger RNA from Lodderomyces theae, 663 nucleotides. RefSeq lists its product as uncharacterized. Bases 1 to 663 code for a protein of 220 amino acids. The transcript has a single exon. The record is from RefSeq and is a predicted model, not a curated record. Lineage: Eukaryota; Fungi; Ascomycota; Pichiomycetes; Serinales; Debaryomycetaceae.
AUGUUUAGAGGCACCGUCAGGAAAACGAUUCCGUUGGUAGCAUUUGCUAUGGGUGCUGUGGCGUUCCCUAAAGAGUGGAGGAAAGGUCAAUUUGGAGCUGAUCGCAAACUCAAUCAUAUCAACGAAUCUGUCAUUCAACAAAUUGAGGCGACUGAUGAUUACAAGAAGUUAGCAGCUAACCCCGAGGUCAGACACUACACUUCAAGCAAGUCAUUUCCUGAACAACAUCGUAACAACUACAUAAACACUGGUAUUCUAUUUGGACCUGAUUUGAUGGAAAUCGAUCCACUAGUGUUUGUUAAUGAAACAACAGGAGAGUUGACUAGUUUCUACCAUUUGGGAGAUAAAUUGAUUAGUCAAGAUGGACAAAUCCACAAUGGUAUUAUCUCCACCAUCUUGGAUGAAGGGUUGUGCUCUGCUGGGUUUGGAAAACUUCCAUCAAAAAGAGGAGUCACUGCUAGUUUGCAAAUUGAUUUUGAAAAUCAAGCUCCACCACAAAGCACAGUUGUAUUGCACUCUAAAGUGAUAGAAGCUAAAGGUAGAAAAGUUGUUAUUGAAGGUCAUCUACAAACAUUGGCCGAGAAUCCUUUGUUGAUUGCGAAAGCGAAAUGUGUUCUCGUUGAACCCAGGUGGUUCAAAUACUUUUCUUGGUUGCAAAUUUGA